AUGUCACCCCAUUAUCCUCAAAUCAGUGAUACCACUGGUGGUAAAGUGGAGGUGCCCCAAGCAGUCAUCGCUCAAGCCGAAGCUGCUGCCAACUCAAAUCAACCGGAAGACAGUCAACGUCAUUCUCAAUCUGCCUCAGAUCAGACACCCGAAGCCUCGGGCUCAAAGGAAACCCAUUUGCACUCUACUGCCAACCGUCAAAAGAUAGAUGGUGCUCGAUCCAGCAACGCCCAACCAUCAGCGAGUACAGAACAGCCCAUCGAACAAGUACCGUCAGUGGCCUAUGGUACGCAACUGGGUCAGGUUGACUUCAGCCAAGACGGGUUCGACACAAAGGCGAAGGUUGCAGACGAUGGUCGUCUCAACAUUAAAAUCAAUCAGAAGACUCGAGGCCUGUCCGACUUGCUGGUGCCAGCUUUGCGAAGCCAGCUUAACCUGCAGCAGGUAGACCAUCCAGCGGACCACCCUCCUGGCUACAUUCCCCCUGCUCUGGGCGGACUUCCUGGCCAAGCGCCUCCUCCGCCGUUGAAUGUUGUCAUUCAUGUUGUUGGUUCACGAGGAGACGUCCAGCCCUUCAUUGCUUUGGGCAAGGUUCUAAAGGAGACCCAUGGACAUCGCGUAAGGCUAGCCACCCAUGGGACGUUCAGACAAUUUGUAGAGGAGAAUGGCUUGGAGUUCUUUAGCAUUGGUGGCGAUCCUGCGGAGCUCAUGGCAUUCAUGGUGAAGAAUCCUGGUUUAAUGCCCGGAAUGGAUUCCCUUCGCAGCGGCGACGUUGGUAAACGACGUAAGGGUAUGUAUGAGAUUGUGCAAGGUUGCUGGAGAUCCUGCAUUGAAGUUGGUGAUGGUACUGGUAUAAGAGCUUCAGACGAUCAUCUGGACAGUCGUUCCAGUCUCGACAGUGGAAUUGGUAUGGACAGUGACCCGUCCGCAAAACCCUUCGUGGCCGACGCGAUCAUUGCAAACCCACCGAGUUUUGCUCAUAUACAUUGCGCCGAGAAGCUGGGAAUCCCCUUGCACCUCAUGUUCACUAUGCCUUGGUCACCGACGCAGGCUUUCCCUCAUCCUCUGGCCAAUAUCCAAUCAUCCAAUGCCGAUACAAGCAUAACAAAUUUCAUGUCGUACGCUUUGGUAGAGAUGAUGACGUGGCAGGGCCUCGGCGAUAUAAUCAAUAGGUUCAGGGAGAAGAGCCUGAACCUAGAACCAGUGAGUCUUAUGUGGGCACCUGGUAUGGCGAGUCGAUUGCGUAUUCCAUAUACGUACUGUUGGUCACCGGCUUUGAUCCCUAAGCCCAAAGAUUGGGGUCCCCACAUUUCUAUUUCGGGCUUCUAUUUCCUUUCUUUGGCCAGUAGCUUCACGCCUGAGCAUGACCUUGCCGCUUUUCUUGCGGCAGGACCACCACCAGUCUACAUUGGAUUUGGAUCCAUUGUUGUCGAUGAUCCAAAUGCCAUGACGAGGCUCAUAUUCGAAGCUGUCAAGAAAACAGGUCAACGAGCACUAGUAUCCAAAGGCUGGGGUGGAUUUGGAGCAGACGCUCUUGGAAUUCCAGAAGGUGUAUUUAUGCUCGGCAAUGUGCCUCACGACUGGCUCUUCAAGCAUGUUUCAUGUGUGGUUCACCACGGUGGCGCUGGCACAACUGCAGCCGGAAUCGCACUCGGCAAACCGACUGUGAUAGUCCCAUUCUUUGGAGAUCAGCCUUUCUGGGGAGCGAUGGUUGCAAAAGCAGGAGCGGGACCUUUACCAGUACCCAGCAAGCAACUCACCGCGGACAAAUUGGCGGCGGCGAUUCUCGAAGCUCUGAAACCAGACACGCUGCAGAGAGCACAGGAGCUGGGAGCGCGAAUAGGUUCCGAGAAGGGUACAGAUGUUGGAGCACAGAGCUUCCACGAGAAAUUGGACGUCGACUCUAUGCGUUGCCUAGUUUCACCGAGUCGCGCCGCUGUAUGGCGUGUCAAACGAACAACCAUUAGGCUUAGUGCAUUCGCAGCAACAACCUUGUUCAACGAAAAUCUUUUGGAUUUCAACAACCUGAAACUGUAUCGACCACGAGAGUACGACUCCGAGGAUGGUCCGUGGGAUCCCAUAUCUGGUGGUGCAUCAGCGCUUCUUGGGACUCUCGGCAGCCUUAUGAUGGGUUUUGCUGAUUUCCCCGUCGAGAUAUUGAGAGCGCUAAGGAUAAAGCCAUCAGAGAACAUCGCUGAUUCAGAAGUCCCAUCAGCUGGAGAGAAAACAGCUGGAGAGAAAACAAAGUCUGCAAAUUCCUCCAAGGUAUCACUCGAUUCAGCGCCAACAGGCGUAGGAAAUCGCGAGGACUCGGUUGACCCUGCAAGUCCAUUGGAACUCGGCGAUUCCAAUGAAGCACCGUUGUCGCCUACAGACACGGAUCGCCAAAGUCUGACUCGACCAGGAGCCAGGUCGCAUCGUCCGAAUUCGAUGAAGAGUGCCCUGAGAGGCUCUCUAUCAAGGUCAUCUUCACGGAAUUCGAGCCCCAACAGGCGAGCGCCACACCCCCAUAGAACUCUAUCUGGUAGUCAAGCAGGUCAAAUAUCUCUAGAAGCCGCCGUUGGAGCUGGUAAGAGCAUCAAGCAAAUUGUUGGUGCAGGUUUAAAAUCGCCUAUGGAUUUUACGCUUAGCCUGGCAAGAGGAUUUCACAACGCACCAAAGCUCUAUGGCGAUGAGAGUGUCCGUCAGGCAGACAAGGUAACUGGUCUACAAAGUGGUUUGAAGGCUGCUGGCAAGGAAUUUGGAUUUGGGUUCUACGAUGGUAUAUCUGGCCUAGUUACUCAGCCCUUGGAGGGUGCGAAGAAGGAAGGCGUCGCAGGUUUGAUCAAGGGGUUCGGAAAGGGCAUCGGAGGAGUCGUCUUGAAACCGGGUGCAGCUAUCUGGGGACUCCCGGGCUACACGUUUAAGGGAAUAUACAAAGAACUCCAGAAGCAUUUAGGCUCAAGUGUUCAGAAUUAUAUCGUUGCAGCUCGUACGGCGCAAGGGUACGACGAAUGGCACAAUGCGUCCCCGGAGGAGCGACUCGAUGUUGUCAGCCGAUGGCAAUCAAUCCAGGUCGAGAUCGAGAAAGAGAAACAGCUCGCACGGCACGGCGUUUUCCAUGGACAUCACUGUUACCUCAAAACAACCAUUGAGGAGAGAAGGAAGUCGUCCGCGGAGAAGAAAGGGAAAAAAAAUGCGAAAGGCAAUGCCACCGCAGAUGCCUUUGCAGAGAUACGCGCUUCUCAUCCUCUUGUAGCUCAGACGCAGAAGUCCAAGGAAUCUGACCCAAGUCACGAUGGCGCAGACUUCGAAGAAGCUAUCCGGACGUCUGUCGCAGCCACGUCUCAUGGGAACCCCGAAGAAGACCAGGUGAUUGAAAAAGCAAUCAGAGCAAGUAUAAUGGAGCUUCACCUGGCGUCGAAAGAAGGUGACAACGAUGAAGCCAUUCAGAGAGCGAUCCAAGCAAGUGCAGCUGAAGCCACUCAAGCUCGAAGUGAAGACCGUUCAAAGCCUCGACCUACCACUUUGGACGGAGCCGGCGAUCACGAGAAGGAGCUCGCGGUAGCUUUGCAGCGCAGCGUGCAGGAAAACCAACAGUCGGAAGCACGACACCCACUCGCUGAUGCCGAUUUCGAUGACUCGGGCGUCGAUACCGAUGAUGAUGAGAACAUCAAAGUUGCAAUCGAAAGGUCAAAGCCUACGCCCAUAGGACAGCCAAGAGCUGGAAACGACGAGGAUGACUUUCAAACGGCAAUUGAACUCUCCAAGAAAGCCCAUGAAGAGCACGAGUACGGCCUGAGCAAAUCAAAGACAGAAGAAGAGAUCGUGCUUGCAUAUAUCAAGAAGCAAAGUCUAGCCGAGGAACAGCUCAAGAAGUCUGUUGCUGCCAAUAGGGAUUAA
Molecule: messenger RNA, 3882 nt
Organism: Letharia lupina
Lineage: Eukaryota; Fungi; Ascomycota; Lecanoromycetes; Lecanorales; Parmeliaceae
Exons: 9
Coding region: 1-3882 (1293 amino acids)
Biological process (GO): carbohydrate metabolic process
Molecular function (GO): UDP-glycosyltransferase activity; hexosyltransferase activity
Source: RefSeq, a predicted model, not a curated record